CCUCUUUUUUUUUUUUUCCCUUUCCUUAUUGGGUAUGUUUGGUCGCCGGAGGAGAUCUGUGGUGGCGACAGGGUGAGGAUAUUAGCUGGUUUAGUUAAUUAAGAACUGAGAAAGAAUUUUUUUUUGGUAUCUAAGAGAAGCUGCAACAGAUCUUUCGUUUGCCAAAAUGAAGUUUAUGAAACUAGGAUCAAAGCCAGAUUCAUUUCAGACUGAUGGAAACAAUGUUAGGUAUGUGGCAGCUGAGUUGGCAACUGACAUUGUAGUUAAUGUUGGUGAUGUGAAAUUUUAUCUGCAUAAGUUUCCCCUGUUGUCCAAGAGCAUCCACUUGCAGAGGUUGGUCUCAACCACAGAUGAGGGAAACAAUGAUGAAAUCCACAUACCAGACAUUCCUGGGGGACCUGCUGCCUUUGAGAUAUGUGCCAAAUUCUGUUAUGGUAUGACUGUUACCCUCAAUGCUUACAAUGUGGUUUCAGCUCGUUGUGCAGCAGAGUAUCUAGAGAUGCAUGAGACUAUUGAGAAAGGGAAUCUCAUUUAUAAGAUUGAAGUCUUCCUCAACUCCAGCAUCUUUCAUAGCUGGAAAGACUCUAUAAUAGCUCUUCAGACGACAAAAUCUCUGCUUCCCUGGUGUGAGGAACUCAAGGUGAUCAGCCACUGUGUUGACUCCAUAGCUUCUAGGGCCUGCAUUGACCCUUCCAAAGUAGAAUGGUCUUAUACUUAUAAUCGUAAAAAGCUUCCAUCAGAAAAUGGGAUGGAACCACACUGGAAUGGUGUCAAGAAACAUCAGACAGUGCCCGAGGACUGGUGGGUUGAGGACCUGUGUGAGCUUGAAAUUGAUUUCUACAAACGGCUUAUGGUGACUAUCAAAACAAAAGGAAGAAUACCUGCUGAUGUAAUAGGGGAAGCCCUCAAAGCAUACACAUUGAGAUGGUUGCCAGGUUUGAUCAAGGGUAUUAUACAGGGUGAUGAUGUCAAGAACCGGUCUUUGGUGGAGACCAUUAUCUGGCUGUUGCCCACAGAGAAGGGCAGUGUUCCCUGUAAUUUCUUGGUCAAGCUGCUAAAAGCAGCUAUUAUGCUGGACUCAGGAGAAAUGGGGAAGGGAGAGCUGGUGAGAAGAAUAGGCCAGCAGCUGGAUGAGGCAUGCGUAGCAGAUCUCUUGAUUCGGGCACCAGCUGAGGAAAAUAUAAAGUAUGAUGUUGAUAUAGUAAAACGCAUAGUGGAAGAGUUUGUGAUGCAGGAGAAGAGUGCUGAAGCUGACCUACCAGUGGCUGAAGAGCUUCAGGAGUUCAGAAGCCCAGGGUUUGUAUCAGAUACUUCUAAGCUAACCGUGGCAAAGCUGGUUGAUGGCUACCUUGCUGAAAUUGGGCGUGAUCCAAAUCUUCCUCUCUCGAAGUUCCUCGAUCUUGCAGAAAUGGUAUCAGGAUUCUCCAGGCCAGCACAUGAUGGACUUUACCGUGCCAUUGACAUGUAUCUCAAGGAACAUCCUGGGAUUAGCAAGAGUGAGAAGAAGAGGAUAUGCCGGCUGAUGGACUGCAAGAAGCUGUCUGCAGAUGCAUGUAUGCAUGCUAUGCAAAACGAACGGCUCCCCUUGCGUGUAGUGGUACAGGUCCUCUUCUUUGAGCAGGUCAGGGCUGCCACAUCAUCCGCUGGUGGAAGUAGGCCUGACCUUUCUGGGAGUGUCCGGGCUGUGCUCCCACAUGAGAAUGGUGAAUCUCAUGAGAGCUCAAGAUCUACAACGACCAACACAGAUGAGGACUGGGAUGCUGUUCCAACAGCUGAGGAGCUGAAGGCCUUAAAGAGGGAGCUUGCAUCUUUGAGGUUGGGGGCGAGAAGUGGAGGCAGUGAUCGAUAUGGGAGUGAAGAUGCCAAAAGUAGCAUUGAGAAAACUGCGGCUAGUAAAGUGAAAGGACUACUGAUGUCAAAGAAAAUAUUCAACAAGCUAUGGUCGAGCAAAGGUGGACAGGGUGAGAAUAGCAGCUCUGAUACAUCUGAGAGCCCUGGUUCUGCCAACCCAGAGGAUGUCAAGUCCACAUCUUCAAGAACUAGGAGGAAUUCAGUCUCUUAGUAUAGCCAUAGAGAGAGUUUGAUGUGUGGGAGAAGGAGUGGAGUUGGCUUUUCUUCCUCCCUCGGCAUUAGGAACUUGGAACUAUUGACAUCUUCAAGUUGACACAGGAAGGAAAGGUGCACAGUGGGAGUCUUGAGCUAAGAAGUAGAUGCCUUUAGAAGAUUGGAAUUGAAUGCAGGUAAGAUACUCAUUCACUUCGUGAAAUAUGAAGCCUUCUGUACUUACUCAUGUUUCAUUUUUUUCUUCUUUUUUCUCUUUUAUUCUUUUCUUUAUCUUUCUAAGAAAAAAAUAAUGGGUUUUCAUGAGCCCAUUUUUGUUGUACCAUAAAAAAGAUGAAAUGCUACAUUUCUGGUUUCCAAGGCUUUCUAUUCCCUGGUUGCCUUACAUGUUAA
Molecule: messenger RNA, 2454 nt
Organism: Telopea speciosissima
Lineage: Eukaryota; Viridiplantae; Streptophyta; Magnoliopsida; Proteales; Proteaceae
Product: BTB/POZ domain-containing protein NPY2-like
Exons: 4
Coding region: 167-2062 (631 amino acids)
Molecular function (GO): protein binding
Source: RefSeq, a predicted model, not a curated record